UUUUCUACCAACCGCAUUUCUCCGCCACGACUCGACCUCGACUCACGAAGUCACGCAUGGCCGCCGCCGCCGCUUCCUGCCCCGCGCCGCCGCGCCAGCUCUGCUCCGCCGUGGCGUUACCGGCCCUCUCCCCCUCCGCGUCCCGCCACUGGAGGCUGGUCGGCUCCGGCUCCUCCUCCGCCCGGCGGUGGCCGUGCCGCCGCUGGGCGCAUCGGCCGGAGUCCGCCGCGUCCCGGAUCCGGCGCCCACCGCCGUCGCGGCGCGCGGCGGCAGUGAGGGUGAUCUGCGCCUACCCCCCCGGCGCUGAAAGAAUCACCGCAUGCUCUUGGAAUGAAUAUGUGAUCUGCAGUGAUGUACCAGUGCUUAUUGAGUUUUGGGCCUCCUGGUGUGGACCUUGCAGAAUGGUCACACGAACUGUCGAUGAGAUAGCACAAGAAUAUGAUGGGAGAAUAAAAUGCUAUAGGCUCGACGCUGAUGAUUACCCGCAGAUUGCUACUGCUUACAAUAUCGACAGGAUUCCAACUGUUUUACUCUUCAAGGAUGGAGAGAAAAUACAUAGUAUUACAGGGACACUGCCAAAGGCUGUUUAUGUGAAAGCCAUUGAGAAAUCUAUUUCAGAACAAUGAUAUAUUUGAUUAAUAUUCUUUGGUCCAGAUUUAUGAAUCUGCAUACUUUGUUUGGCUACUAGAUAGUGCAGAGAGAACUUAAGGUAAAGUUGGAGUUUACAACAUGAGUAUCUUACCUAGAAGUAUGAGACUCUGGGUGGUCCUUUUGCUAUGCAAUAGCAAGUGUAAAUAUAGAUGUAUUUCGAAAGGAAGAGUGCUAAUUUUUUGUAUUUCAAAGGAUGUAAUGUGUUACAGGGCAGCAUAUUUGAGGCCCUCAGCACCUUGUUAAAUGAAGUAACAUCUAGAUAUUUCUUAAUUUUCUUGUGGUGUCUAUCAUCUAA
Setaria italica (foxtail millet) is the source of this 946-nucleotide messenger RNA. Its product is annotated as thioredoxin M3, chloroplastic. Bases 57 to 626 code for a protein of 189 amino acids. Lineage: Eukaryota; Viridiplantae; Streptophyta; Magnoliopsida; Poales; Poaceae. The record is from RefSeq and is a predicted model, not a curated record. Gene Ontology annotation, cellular component: cytoplasm. Gene Ontology annotation, molecular function: protein-disulfide reductase activity; oxidoreductase activity, acting on a sulfur group of donors, disulfide as acceptor. The transcript is spliced from 2 exons.